UUGUUUUGAAAAUGAAUUUUCACAGCCGUUUGUUGUUUGUUUACACGUUUGAUACGCUAUCAGUAUGCUAUCUGAGUGAGAUAUACAUUUAAUCCGAAUUAAGGUAAUCGUUCAGCUUUUAGAACGUCACGGCGUUCAUCAGUUCUUUUGGACCGUAAUGCCAUAUAUAACACAUUCUAGCUGGAUGAUUAUUAAACACUAGAGGAAGACAUGUUAGCUAAUGAGAGUAAUGCUGCUGCUAUCACAUAGCCUUGUCAGCUAUGAACUCUAACGUUAAAGCUCUUAACACGAGUGUAAACAAAUAAACUGCACAGAACUUCACUUUCUACGGUAUUCGUUCAUAAGGUAAACAAGCAUUUGCUAAUAAUACUGAGAUCAUACGGGGUUUUAAGUUAACUCCUCAUACACCAAUAAAAACACACCAUGGCUCAAAGCUACCACAGAGACCCACAUCAUGACUCCGAUUAUAAACGUCCAAGAGACCCCAGCAGUGACUUUAACCGUGAUAAACGACAGCGAGCAUCCGACGAAGCCCAGCAGCACAGAGCCGCCGAGACCCUGAGCACUCGCAGACAACUGUACGAGAGGAACUUCCCUCUCUACAAGCAGCCGGUGGAGGUGGGCUGCUUCUCGCUGGACUCUCACAGGAACUUCUUCAAUGACCAAAGGCAGAUGAGAUAUUAUGUUGAGCCCAGGAAAAGGCCGGAUUUUAAUUUAAGGGACGGAUACACCAACCGCUUCGUGAAAAGAGACGAUGGCGUGAAAGAGAAGCUUGAUCACAUUCUGAGGUGGAUUCUGGCCAACAGAGACAAGAUCAAAACCCGAGACCAAAGCAGUGCUCUAGGUGUGGACUUUGUGACAUGGAGAGGACACCUAACCAAGGUCCUGACCACCCCGUACGAGACUCAGGAGGGAUGGAUGCUGGCCGCCUCCAAGUUCAGAGGCACCAUCUACAUCAGUGAGGUGGAAACGGAGGCGGCCAGAGCGAAUCGAGUGACCCGGUCGGAGCGGCAGGAGGAGAUGAUGUACUGGGGCUACAAGUUUGAGCAGUACACCUGUGCAGAUGGCGUGGACGGCACUCCAGACCCGGGGGGCGUCGUGAACACCAACGAGGCGUUCUGUACGGUGGUUCAGACCCGUUUGGCCGACCACAAGCUGCUGUUCUCCGGGGAGGUGGACUGCCGGGUCAAAGACGCUCCUCCGGCUCCGGGGUGUUACGUGGAGCUCAAGACCUCCGCCGAGAUCUGCACCCCGAAACAACGGAGUAACUUCCACAGGUACAAGCUGCUGAAAUGGUGGGCGCAGUCAUUUCUUCCUGGAGUGCCACUGAUAGUCGCUGGGUUUCGAGACCAUGAUGGGAUAGUGGUGUCUAUUGAGACCUUCCAAACCUCGAAAAUAUCACAACUGAUCAAGCACGAGCAAAACUGCUGGAGGCCAACCGUCUGCAUGAAUUUCUGCAACGAUUUCCUGUCCUUCGUCAAGUCCGUGGUCAAAGAGGACGACCCAAGACUGGUGUACCUGUUCGAAUGGGAUCCACACAGAGACGUGACCUACACCGUCCACAGAGACUCUCCGUUCACGUUCUUGCCAGAGUGGUACGUGAAGGAUCCCGCAUCUCACCACUGACCUUUUUACCCGUCAUAAACGCACUGUUUCGGCGCUGUGCACAGCUUGCUAUUGCUUGUGUUUUCUGGAUUAAGUUUGAAACCUGGAAAAGGACGGUUUUAACCAACACGGAUUUGAUGUCCAUGCGCACUGUUCAUGUUAUUUUUUAUAUUGGGAUUUUAUUUUAGCCUUUGUUUGUUAUGAUGACUUCAAAAUGUCCUUUAAAUAUGUACAUUUUCUCUGUUAAAUGUCCAUCACAAUCUUUUUAUAUAAUUUUAAUAGUUAUAUGACACUUUGGUCCUUAUUUAGGAAACACAAGCGCGUGAAUUUCUUGUAAAACGGUUCCUACGUAAAUUCAUUAUAUUUUGUGACAUUUUAAGAAUGAUUUAUCAAACAAUGAAUGAAUUUGUUGAGAUUUUGCACUUGACGUGCUGAAGAAAAUUAGAUAAUGGCUGUAAAUUAAGAAUUUGUUCUAAAGACAUAAUUUGUAACUAUGGUUUAUUAAUUCAUUCCCUCAUUUUAGUUAAACAAACAACUUAUAAAUUCUUAAUCUGUGGCCAUGAUAUCAUGUCAUGUGCGGGUCUCUGUGCUUUUGUGUUAAGAUUUGCUAUAUUAUCUCUGAGAAAUCACUACGGAGAGGUCUUGUCCAAAGCUUUUAUUAGCAUUCACUUAAAGUUUGCAAUUCAUUUAAAUAUGCCACAAUUACAGUUAAAUUAUACAAAUGAAAGUACAAAAUAUGUGCUAUAAAUUUUGAAAUAAAGAAACGUAAGUGCAAAGUCGUAUCAUUACGUAAACUCUAUUGGUUUUUAAUAUCGUAUUGUAUGAGGAACCAGUUUCAUUGACACAGCAGGUAAGACUUGUGUAAACAGGAAGAUGUUCUCUCUAAAAUGCAUAUUUAAGGCAAGUAUGGUGUGAAUAUAUUCACACUGACCUCAAACUCAGGUUUACGCUGAGCCGUGUAUUUUUUAAAUGCCUUUCAUGAUGGAUAAAUUGUGAUAAAUAUCUCGAUUCUGGAUAAAUUUAGAAUCACGACUUUCUUAUUUUUAACAGAAAAAAAAAAGUCAUUUACUAGACACAAUUUUAAUCGGUUUGAGUGAAUAAUUCAAUGACUCACUCAUAGAUGAAUGAUUAUAACAGUCAUUUGUCUCCAUCUACUGGUGUAACGAUGUAAUGAUUCAGUUUUUAAGUGCAAAGUCACUUUCAAAAAUCACUAUCGUAGACAUCAGGGUUUAUAUGCGAACUAUAAACUUUAAACGCUGCGAUCGUACUUGUCAAAGGUUUAAUGAAUAAUAGAAUAAUGCAAUGUGACCAGCUAAUGAUUAAUUAACAUUCAUUAAUGAUUCUCCAGAACAGUUUUACAUCACAUGGAGCCCAAAUUGU
Molecule: messenger RNA, 2985 nt
Organism: Pimephales promelas (fathead minnow)
Lineage: Eukaryota; Metazoa; Chordata; Actinopteri; Cypriniformes; Leuciscidae
Gene: dxo
Product: decapping exoribonuclease
Biological process (GO): nuclear-transcribed mRNA catabolic process; NAD-cap decapping
Cellular component (GO): cytosol; nucleus
Molecular function (GO): mRNA 5'-diphosphatase activity
Source: RefSeq, a predicted model, not a curated record